Messenger RNA from Microthlaspi erraticum, 3546 nucleotides. The record is from the annotation of a GenBank genome assembly. Lineage: Eukaryota; Viridiplantae; Streptophyta; Magnoliopsida; Brassicales; Brassicaceae.
AUGGAACCGUUGCCUCGAGUUUCUGGGUCUCCUCCCACGCCGUCGCAAUCGUCUCUGAACAAUGACCCAGAGGAAGAAGAGCGCGACUACGACGAGGAAGAUGAUGAUGUUGAUUUCAAUCCCCUUCUCAAGGAUUCUCCUUCUCGUGAAGCUUCUUCCAGUUUGAGCUCUGAAGUUGAAACUCUCGAUGGCGAAAUUGUUGACAGCAUUGCUGUUCCCCAGAGCUUGGAAGAAAAAGAAGAAAUCGCCACCGUCGAGUCAAUCUCUCAGAUUAAUGCUCAUACGGAAUCCAGUUCUGAUCCGGGUUCUCAGAAAGGAGACGACUUUGUAAGAGCAGAGGAAAAUCCGGCAAAUGAAAACGGAGGUGAUAUGAUUCAGACUGAUAAGCGAGUUCUGAUGUCAGAGGAGGAAGAUGAUGCAAUCUGCAAGCGAACUAGAGCUAAGUAUUCCCUCGAGAGUUUCACUCUCGAUGAUCUUGAGGCCUUUCUUCAGGAGACUGAUGAUGAGGACGACAUUCCAAAUGUUGACGAUGAGGCAGAGUACCGCAAGUUUCUCGCCGCCGUUUUACAUGGUGGUGAUGAUGAGGUCCAGUUGGUACAGAGUGAAAACAACGACGAGGAUGAUGAUGAUGAGGAUAACGAUCUAGACUUUGAGAUAGAGCUUGAAGAAGCACUGGAGACUGAUGACGACGAAGCUAUACCGGAAAAAGUCACAGCAGAGGAUAUCAAAAGCACUAAGCGACGGCCUGUGACUAGGCAGAAGAGACGGCAAAGCAUCUCCGGUCAGCACAAUACCAAUUCUCCUGAGCAGUCUAGCAGAUUGUUACGCCCUCUUGUACCCAUCUUCCCCACUGCACAGCCUGUUAGGAGGUUUCCUGCAGUUGCUUCAUCAGGAGACUGUCAAGUAUAUGGCUUCAGUCAAGCCCAAAUCGGAGAAUUGCAUUGUAUGAUUCAUGACCACCUUCAACUUCUUAUCCAGGUUUACUCUCUUUGCGCACUUGAUCAUUCACGGCACCCCAUUGGAACCCAACUCCAAGGGCUUAUAUCUGAGAUGAUCCAACGGCACCAAGGACCAAGUCAAGUUCUUGUCACUGGUUCGGCAUCAUCGGUUGUGGAUCUAGCUGGGAGAUAUGUAGAUGAUGUUUCUAGUGUUGUUCAAGACUAUCGACGGAGUCAAGUGGAAUCCGGUUUUGAUGCUUCGUCUCUUAGAGUGCCAUUGUUUCCACUUCCUCCUUCAGCCCCUAGUACAAGUAAGUCACCAUCAGACCAGCAGCAACCUAGGAAGACGUUAGCUGCUACGCUCGUUGAAUCAGCGAAGAAGCAAUCUGUGGCCUUGGUCCAUAAGGAUAUCGCCAAGCUAGCUAAAAGAUUUCUGCCCUUGUUCAAAGCAUCGCUCUUUCCCCACAAGCCACCUGCUGCAGCUGUUAGCAGUCGGUUCCUUUUCACUGACGCUGAGGAUGAAUUACUUGCUCUUGGAAUAUUGGAAUAUAACUCAGACUGGAAGGCAAUAAAGCAGCGCUUUCUUCCAUGUAAAGGCGAGCAUCAGAUUUAUAUCAGGCAAAAAAACCGGAGAUCAUCUAAAGCCCCAGAAAAUCCAAUUAAGGCAGUUUUGAGGAUGAAAAGCUCUCCCCUGACUCCACAAGAGAUAGUACGAAUACAAGAGGGGCUUAAGUACUUCAAAUACGAUUGGAUGUCGGUGUGGCAAUUCAUUGUGCCUUAUCGAGAUCCAUCCUCACUGUCACGGCAAUUGCGCACUGCCCUUGGAACUCAGAAGUCAUAUAAGCUAGAUGCUGUCAAAAAUGAGAAGCGGCGAUUAUAUGACACAAAAAGAAAGUCUAGAGAGCAACUGACAUCUGCAAGAAAGGACCGUCCUGGUACUUCUAAGGCCAAUGAAAAUCAGGCUGGGGAUGAAUUGGUCGAGAAUUCAGGUGAAGCAUAUCUACAUGAAGGAUUCUUAGCAGAGUGGAGGCCAGCUCUCUUUUAUUAUACAUCUAUGCACUCCUUUGACAAGGCAAAGGAUGUUCCUCGUGAGUCAGUACAAACAUGUACUGGUGAAGGAUCUAAAACUCCUGAAAUUCGUGGUCCCCAAAUUCUGUCAUGUACGCAGAGGCUUGCACCUUCUCUCAUUCCUCUGUACCACCACCCAUCUGGUACAACACCCGAUGCCUCAAGAGCACCGAUAACUAUGCGGCCAUAUCGUUCUCGUAAACUAUGCAGCAGAAGUGUUGUGAGACUAGCCCCUGAUUUGCCUCCAGUUAACCUUCCCUCUUCUGUCCGUGUUAUCUCCCAGUCGGUUUUUGCCAAGAAUCAGUCUGAGACAUCCUCCAAAACUUGUAUCGUCAAGGGUGGUAUGUCUGAUGUUUCUGGGAGGGAAAAUAUGGGUACUGAACCUCCUUGCUCUUCAGCUGAUGGAGAUAACAACGCUCCCUCUAGCGAGAAAGUGGUGGAUUUGCAGGAAGCUGUGCCUGCAGAGAGCUCCUCUGGGAUGGGCGAAACAAACAAUGACUCAGAUCUUCAAAUGCAUCCUUUACUGUUCCGGACCCCGGAGCGUGGACAGAUUACGUGUUAUUCUUCAAAGCGAGACCCGGGAGGUUCUAGUUCCUUUAGUUUCUUUCCUGACAAUCGACCUCAGUUGCUGAGUCUUUUCAACAGUCCAAGGCAAAUCAAUCACUCAGCUGAUCAGUCUCAGAAGAAACCAUCAGUAAAUGAACAUGAGGCAGCAGUGGACGACAGCUGUUUUCAUCCUCUUCUUCAAAGAACUGAGUAUGAAACGAGUUGUCGUAUUAGUAGACGUGGGAACUUAGACCUAGACAUUGGCAAGAAAGGCAAAUUAUGUCAACUUGAGGAUACUUCUAGUGCUGGUCGUCGUGAUGCCAGCUUGAAACCUUUUAGCUCUAAAAAAGUGAACUUAGAUAUCAAUCUAAGUUCGAGCUCUUCUAAGGUUAAAGAUUGUGGAAGAGAUACUUCGGAAGUUCCAGACAUGUGCAUGGUUCAGCGUAAUGGUGACUCUCAAGUGCCUGGAUCAACCGCAGCAAGUGUUAAUAUUAGUAGAUGCAUUGAAGAGAUGGCUGAUCAAUCUAAUCUAGGUAUAGUGAUGGAACAAGAGGAAUUAAGUGAUUCUGACGACGAAAUGACAGAAGAAGAAGAAGUUGAGUUUGAGUGUGAAGAGAUGGCUGAUUCUGAAGGAGAAGAAGGAUCAGAAUGCGAAGAAACCAUUGAAAUGCAAGAUAAGGAUAACAGAAGCUCUGCAGUAGAAACAGCUUCAACAGAUGUCGAUUCUGGCAAAGAACUAGGCAGGGAUUCUCCAAACAGUCCUUGGUUGAGGCUAGAUCCCAGUAGCAAGGAUAUAGAGAGGACAGAGCCAGAAAACAAAACGACUAGUAGAUCACGCAAGAAGAGGACACCAAUGAAGAGAAGAGAUGCAGAAACAAAGGAAGACGCAGGCGUUGCUCGGUUGAGACUAGGUCCUCUCGCCCUUCCUUCAAUGAAGAGACCGAGGAAGUGUGUUGGGCAGGCGGAUACAAGUCCAAGGAUUGAGACAACCUGA